AUGCCUGAGGACGUUUCAUCCGCCUCUGACCAGGAGUGCCGAAUUGGUGGCUAUCUACUCCUCAGGACAAUAGGCCAAGGGUCCUCUGCAAAAGUCAUGCUGGCCCGCCACAUUGUAACAGGCACCGAGGUGGCAGUGAAAAUCCUCAAUAAGUGGGACUAUGCCCUUGGGUUUCGUGAAUUUCAGUGCCUGAGACACUUAACGCAUCCAAACAUAAUGAGACUGUUUGAAGUCCGUCACACGGAAGAUCAGUAUUUCCUGUUUGUGGAACACCUGAGCGGCGGUGACUUAGCCACUUAUCUGCAAAAGCAUGGUGCCUGCACAGAAGAGGAGGCCAGGACCAUCUUUCGACAGCUGGUGUCUGCCUUACACCACUGCCACGAAAAGGGGUUCGCGCACAGAGAUCUGAAACCGGAAAACAUCCUUCUAGAUGCUGACAACAAUGUCAAGCUAGCUGAUUUCGGCCUUAGCAAAGAAUUUUGGAAAUGCAAGCUGACCUCAUUCUGCGGGACCAUGUGGUACGUGGCCCCGGAGAUCCUGAGUAGCGAGCCCUAUGACGGCCAGAGGGUCGAUAUCUGGAGCCUCGGAGUCGUCCUUUACCAGCUGGUGACGGGGAAGCUCCCGUUCGAGGGGGGGAACUUUUGGGAAGUGCAGGCACGGGUCUUGACAGGGCACUUCCUCCUACCCCAUUUCCUCUCGGAGGAAUGCCAACAUCUUCUACAGAACAUCAUGACCCUCGACCCCGCCCAGAGGCCGACCCUGGAUGCCAUCAUAAAGGACCCCUGGGUCAACAGAGGGCAAAAGGAGGGAGUGAAGUUAUACAGUGAGCCGCUGUGUGGUGAUAUCGACCCCCAGAUCAGCGAACAAAUGAAACAGCUUGGGUACGACCAGGAGGACGUAAGGGAAUCGGUGGCCCACAAAACCUUCGAUCAUAUCAUGGGCACUUACUUAAUCCUCCGCAGCACAAACAUGAACAACAGAGGCCAUACGGUGAGUGUAAGACCUUGCUCCUCCCCAGAACAAAGACAACAUCUACCCACAAUGCCAGAGCUGCGGGCAGCGGGAGAGAAAACGAACAGGUCCACCAGCCCACCCACCAAGGUGCCAGUGAGGGUGCCUGUCCGUGCCACCAGCAUGGCACCAAGGGGGACUGUCUCCACACCUAGUAUGGCACACAGGGUGGCCAUCCCCACCACAGGAAUGAAGGUGAAGCUGGCUGUUCCAUCUGCCAGCUCACAAGGGGAGGUGGCCACCCCAACCUCCAGUGUGCCAAUGGAGCUGGCUGUCCCAUCUGCCAGCUCCCAGGGGGAGGGGGCCACCCCAACCUCCAGUGUGCCAAUGGAGCUGGCUGUCCCAUCUGCCAGCUCCGAAGCACAGGUGGCCACCCCAACCUCCAGUGAGCCAAUGGAGCUGGUUUUCCCAUCCAUCACCACAGAACCAGAGGUGGUCAUCACGACCUCCAGCCUGGUAUGGAGAGUGGAUGUCUCCAACGCCAGCGGAGAAGUGAAGGGGGCUAUUAAACCUGAGGGUCUCAAAUCCAGCACACUCACCUGCCCUGAGUCCAGCCCUGCCACCACCAGCCCUGCCCACCAUCAUGGUUCUUUCGGGUCCUUCACCACUGCCAGCUCAGCCAUAGAAAUCGGCUCUUCAGGCUCCCGCACCACCUCAGGCAGAAGUAAGAGCAGCACCAGGAGCACCAGCAGGACAGGCAGCACCAGCAGCAGCAACCACGGCUCUUCCUCCCACCAAGGAGAAGGCCGGCAGCAGGGACCAAGAAGGUUGCUCACCAUCAUCAGCCUGGCCCUGCAGAAUGACACCGCUGGCUGCUCACCAUCCUCAGCCUGGCCCUCCACCAUGGCUCUUCAGGCUCUCUCACCACCCCAGGUGAGCACUGCAGAAAGGCUCUUUAGGCUCUCUCACUACACCCAGGCCAGCACUCCAGAACGGCUCUUCCAACACUCUCAUCAGCCUCAGCCUGGCGCUCCAGAAUGGUUCUUCAGGCUCCCUCCCCACCUUCAGCCUGGCCCUCCAGUAGGCUCUGGAGGUCCCUCAUCACCCUCAGGUCGGCACUACAGGUGGCUCUUUGGCUCCCUCAUUAACCCCAGCUCAGUCCUCCAGAAUGGCUCUUCAAACUCUCUCUCCACCCAAAGCAGUAGGAGCAGCGGCACCAGGAGUACCAGCAGCGGCACCUGGAGCACCAGCAGCACCAGCAGCAGCAAGAACACCAGCAGCACCAUUUUGCAGUGCCAUGAAACUUUUAGACAUGCCCGUCUCCUAAAGCUGAACCUGAGAUAG
Phyllostomus discolor (pale spear-nosed bat) is the source of this 2295-nucleotide messenger RNA. Its product is annotated as sperm motility kinase 3A-like. The coding region runs from base 1 to 2295 and encodes 764 amino acids. The transcript has 3 exons. Gene Ontology annotation, biological process: intracellular signal transduction; protein phosphorylation; microtubule cytoskeleton organization. The record is from RefSeq and is a predicted model, not a curated record. Gene Ontology annotation, cellular component: cytoplasm. Lineage: Eukaryota; Metazoa; Chordata; Mammalia; Chiroptera; Phyllostomidae. Gene Ontology annotation, molecular function: tau-protein kinase activity; protein serine/threonine kinase activity; ATP binding.